AUGGCGGAUCUAGUGGGGCAAAUCGGACCAUAUGAUGAAACUGUCGAGCAGUGGAGCUCGUAUACGGAGCGGUUCGAUUAUUUUGUCAAAGCUAAUGGGAUAAAAGAUGAGAUUCUAUUACCAACUUUUCUCAGUGUAAUGGGCAGUAAGACAUAUAAUCUACUGCGUAGCCUGGUCCAGCCAAAUAAGCCUGGUGAUAGCUCAUUCAAGGACAUUGUAACAAUGCUCCAGGAACAUUAUGCACCAAAACCCCUCAUCAUCGCUGAAAGAUUCCGCUUUCAUAAACGCAAUCAACUAGAAGGAGAAUCGAUCGCACAAUUUGUUGCUGUACUGAAGCGUCUGUCGGACCACUGUGAGUUCGGCACAACACUGAGUGACACCAUAAGAGACAGAUUUGUGUGCAGGUUGCGUAGUGAGACCAUCCAAAAGCGACUCUUAUGUGAAAGUAAUCUAAUGCUAGAGCGAGCGAUGGAAAUCGGUGUAUCCAUGGAAAUGGCUGCAAAAGAAGCACAAGAGUUAAGCACAUCCUGUCAAGUCCACAAUGUGUACAGUGAAAGAAUGAAACAGGAUGGUAAACAGCAAGAGGAUGAAUCUGAUGAAACUGAAUACUCGCAUGUAAUGUCUGUGUCUUCAAAUUCUGAUGGCUACUGGGUGACACCACUACUAGAUGGAAAAGCUGUUCCAAUGCAAGUGGACACAGGAGCUGCUGUAUCGCUCAUGGCAGAGUCAACUUACCGAGAGAAGUGGCCAUACCUCGGUCUCAAGGAAGCGAAGUUGAUCUUGAAAACAUACACAGGUGAGCUUGUACCCCUUUUGGGAGCCGUGGAUGUGACUGUAGAGCUAAACAAACAGAAGGUAAACUUACCACUGUAUAUUGUGAAAGGCAGUAGUCACACAGCUAUGAUCGGUCGAUCUUGGCUAGAGAAAAUAAAGCUAAAUUGGCAGGAAGUACAUUUAGUGGCGAAAGAGUCUAACAGCCUACAACACAUUCUGAGGAUGCAUGCAGAGGUGUUUGGAGAUGAAUUGGGAAACAUGAAAGACAUCAUUGUAAAGCUGACCAUUAAGUCUGAUAGUAAACCUAAGUGCUUACAAGGUCGUCCAGUUCCUUAUGGCAUUAAACCUAAGGUAGAAACGGAACUAGACCGGCUGGAGGAAACCGGCGUACUGAAGAAAGUGAGUGUUAGCGAGUGGGCCAUGCCAAUUGUUCCUGUACUGAAAAAGGAUGGAUCAGUCAGAAUUUGUGGCGAUUUCAAGGUUACUGUCAACCCGGUGUUAACUGUUGAACAAUACCCCUUGCCGCUAAUUGAAGAUCUGUUUGCUGGAUUAGCAGGCGGACAGAAAUUCAGCAAGAUAGACUUAUGUCAAGCUUACCUCCAAAUGCAGGUAGAUCCUGUUUCCCAAGAGCUGCUGACCAUCGUGACACACAAGGGCCUGUACAGAUAUCAGAGGCUUCCUUUUGGCAUAACUUCGGCUCCAGCGUUGUUCCAGCGGGCCAUGGACCAGAUUCUGAGUGGAUUGAAUGGAGUACAGUGUUAUCUCGAUGAUCUGUUAAUUACAGGAAAAGAUGACGAAGACCAUCUCGGGAACCUGAAUGCAACACUGCAAAGGCUAAAAGAGUAUGGCCUUCGGGUGAAGAAAGACAAAUGUGACUUCUUCCAGCCCACCAUCGAGUACCUAGAACACGUGAUCGACAGCGCUGGUCUUCACAAAGCACCAUCAAAGGUAAAAGCUAUCGUGGAUGCGCCAUCGCCAAAGAACGUAAGCCAGCUGCGAUCAUUCCUAGGAUUGCUAACAUACUAUGCAAAGCUCACCACAUUGCAAUGCAGAUGA
This is a messenger RNA of Rhinichthys klamathensis goyatoka, 1830 nucleotides long. RefSeq lists its product as uncharacterized. The record is from RefSeq and is a predicted model, not a curated record. Bases 1 to 1830 code for a protein of 609 amino acids. The transcript has 3 exons. Lineage: Eukaryota; Metazoa; Chordata; Actinopteri; Cypriniformes; Leuciscidae.